CUCUAUUAAUAGAGUACGACAGAUAAUAUAAUUAAAUAUCUAUGAAGUUAAUUGUAUUAAUAUAGUCUAUAAAGUAAAUAAUGAAGUAUGCCAGUGCUUGAAUUUUAACAAUGAAAUGUCUACAGUGUUUUAAAUAGAUUCAUGAUCUCCGAUAUCGGGCAUGUAAUUGGCACGUGAUCCAAACUGUUACAGGAAGUUAAAAUAUACAAGAAGUUAAAAUGUAAAAACGAAACUCCAUUCUCAAAAUAGCAUUUUACGCUUAAUUAGAGAAUUUAAAGUAAGUGAAAUGCUGAAAUAAAGAUUUGCAAAGCGUCGCCUUGAUAUCGAUGUGAAUUAUACGAAAGCACGAACCGGAUAUUCAAAUAAUAACUAGUGUGUGAACAUGGACUGGUAAUUUUGACAAUUACUCGCCAAAAUACAGAUGGAUAUGACAUUUCUUUAAUUUGCAACUUUUUUUUUAAUUGAAUGAUACGGAUUAUAGAAGUGUAUUACGUUGUUACAAUAGAAAAUAAACAUUCCACAAUAUAUUAUUCAGUUUAAAAAUUUUCAUUUCGAAAGUUGGAAAACCCAAUGAAAACUCCAGGAAUAAACAUGGUUACAUACAGACAGUAUAUAAUCAAAACCAUUGAAGUUAAACUAAAAGUUGUUAAGAGUUUGAUGUAAUUUUUUUUUCUUUUGGCUGUAUGAAAUAAACUAUUGUAUACAAUCAAACAGUCGACAUGGAUAUACCUUCGGAUUUAGACUCGAUUGUGGAAACAGACGAUUGCCCUACCAAUGUACAUGUGUCGAGCUCCGUUUGUACACCACAAAUUAUUUCGAAAGUAAGUGAUGCCACUUCGGACGAAAAAGAAGGACAUUAUAGCGAACUUUUAUCUGCUGAAAUCGAACUCAGCAAAGGAAAAGAGCAACGGAAACAAAAAGACUACUUCCAAGAAACGGGAUAUGUAACAAAGAGAUUAAAUGAUGUUAGCUUAAAUGACCGAUUAAUUACACAUACUACCGUGGAACAAGGUGAUUUCCUCAUUGGAAGCAUAGGGAAUUAUGACAUUGACGUAUUUAUAAAUGCAUGUACAGAUGCGGACGGUGAUACGCCACUACACUUGGCAAUCAUAUGUUUAUAUUCAAAAGAACAAAUCUCGCGCUUAAUAAAUACUGUUUUAAACACAUUCCCUGAUCAUGAUAUCUUGAAUCAUCAAAAUGACUCGUAUAGACAGACACCCCUUCAUCUGGCUGUGCUGACAAAGCGUACUGAUACUGUGCACUGUUUAUUGGAUUUGGGAGCGCAGACGACAUUUCAAGACAAUCAACUACGCACGCCAGCACACAUUGCCUGUGGAAACGGGGACAUAGAGAGUCUUAAGGCCUUGCUCGAAACCGAUGAAAAUAAACUAACGCGAUCUAUACGCCUCUACGACAACAAAGGCCAAACGUGUCUUCACAUUGCUGUUCUGCACAGUAACCUUGACAUAGCCCACAUUCUGUUAGACCACGGGGCAGACAUUAAUGCCCCUGACAGAAAGAGUGGGCGCACCGCUCUACACUUUGCCGUUGAGGCCGGUGACAUUAGCAUGAUCACAUUUUUGCAAGGGUACCCAGGAAUAAAAAUCGAUGCUCGGACAUUUGCGGGGGAAUCGCCGGCCCAACUAGCAUACGAAAGAAGGGCAACGAGGCCCGAAGUGGUUGAACAUCUUCAGCAUUGCCGCAUCUUGGAGGUCUCAUGUGGUCCUUCCGAUGACAAUUAUGAUGGCGGAGAUUGCGAUGAUGAUGAAGACGAUGUCGAUGAAGACAACGAGUGACAGAAGGUGACUGCACCUGAGUUAAGUGCGAUUCCGUCGCAUCUUCUACUCCUACAAGUCGUUAUGGUGGACGGAUGUGAUGACACACACGCCAAUCUGGUCAUGUGACUGACUCAGCUGUGGCUUGUAUAUGAGUUGGAUAGCAGAGAACUGAUUUCAAACUUUCGUUAUAACAAGCUACAUUAUGAAGGAUAUAGUAAAAAUAUUCCAAGAUAAAAAUACAUGACAUUGUACAUAAAUGCAUAUAUAUAGGCCAUUUGGUCAAGGUAACGGUCAUGCCACGUGCAUGUCAAACGUUACUCUGACAACAUAAUACAACAUCAGCACAAUACGUACUGUUUUGUAUGUGUCAUUUAUUGUGCCACCAAUGGAACACAUAAUAGUGUUUGAUCUAUUUCCGCGACUUAGGUAAGCAUAUAUGAAAUAAUGACUUUGUGAAUGUCUCGAAUAUGCACAGUACAUUUAAUAAGUGUUUAUGACCAAUGACUAUGCUGCUGUUCAGAUCAAAUCCGAUAUGUUUGUUUCAUUAAUUUGCUCAUUGAAUGUUUGUAUAUAUUGUAGCAUGCCAGAAAUGUUGUACAGAAAUAUUGAUAGAAAAAAUAAUUGUGUGUUGCUAAAUUAAAAACAAAACGUUCA
Dreissena polymorpha is the source of this 2432-nucleotide messenger RNA. RefSeq names its product NF-kappa-B inhibitor alpha-like. Lineage: Eukaryota; Metazoa; Mollusca; Bivalvia; Myida; Dreissenidae. The transcript has 2 exons. Gene Ontology annotation, molecular function: protein binding. The coding region runs from base 720 to 1796 and encodes 358 amino acids. The record is from RefSeq and is a predicted model, not a curated record.